Messenger RNA from Fragaria vesca subsp. vesca, 1227 nucleotides. RefSeq lists its product as uncharacterized. The transcript is spliced from 3 exons. NCBI's taxonomy places the organism in Eukaryota, Viridiplantae, Streptophyta, Magnoliopsida, Rosales, Rosaceae. Gene Ontology annotation, molecular function: ADP binding; protein binding. The record is from RefSeq and is a predicted model, not a curated record. Bases 1 to 1227 code for a protein of 408 amino acids. Gene Ontology annotation, biological process: signal transduction.
AUGGCUUCGACCUCCCCAGAAACUGCUGCAUCAAAUGAAGCAUCAUCAUCAACAGCUCGUCGCUGGAAGGAUGAUGUGUUUUUGAGUUACAAGAGUGGUGACAUUCCAAAUGGUUUUAUAUUGCAAUUAUACGAUAGGCUGCAACAGAGGAAGAUCACAACGUUUAUGGAUCAUUAUUCAGAUUUUCAAGUAGGGGAUGCUAUGUCUCCCUCUCUCCGAAAGGCAAUUGAAGAAUCAAAGUUGGCGGUUGUUGUUCUGUCCCAAAAUUAUGCUUCUUCUGCUUGGUGUUUGGAGGAACUUACAAAGUUGUGUCAAUUCAGGGAGAACGGCUUUACAAUUUUUCCAGUUUUUUACAAGGUUGAAGCCAGUAAUGUAAGAAAGCAAAAGGGGAGUUUUCAGGAUGCUUUCGCCAAGCAUGAAAGGUCUGGGCGAUACCCACCUCAGAAGGUUCAGCAGUGGAGAGAUGCUUUAACAAAAGUGGGUUAUUUGUCUGGGUUGAAAAAACGUUAUUACAAGACUGACAAUGAUCUUGUCCAAGCCAUUAUGGAGUCUAUGUGCAGUCAAAUGAAGACUAUUGAAAUUAUUUCGGAGUCAGAUGAAGAUCCCAUUGUGGAAUCAGAGUCAGAUGAAGAUUCCAUUGUGGAACAGUGCACCAAGGAUUUUGAAGCAGUUGAAGCAACAUCAGAAUCCUCUAAUGGAAAUUGUUCAGCUGAACCAGCUCCUCAGUGGAAGCAUGAUGUCUUUGUGAGCUUUCGGGGUAAUGACACCCGCAAGGGUUUUCUAUCCCAUUUAUACCAUGAAUUGCAAAACACGAAAGUAAUAAGAGUAUUUAAGGAUGAUGAACAACUUAAGAAAGGGAAGGAUAUUUCUCAAAGUCUGCUGACGGCAAUUGAAGAAUCAAGGUUUGCGAUCAUUGUUCUGUCGGAGAACUAUGCUUCUUCUGCAUGGUGUUUAGAUGAAAUUACAAAGAUUUUUCAAUGCAUGGAAGGCAAGGAUACAAUUCUGCCAAUUUUUUAUCAUGUGGAUCCCUCUGAUGUACGAUAUCAAAAGAAAAGUUAUGAAGCAGCCUUUAAAAUGCAUUCAAGAAUUACAAGGUAUGACAUAAAGAAGGUGAAGCAGUGGAGAGCUGAUUUAACAAAAGUGGGGAAUCUCUCUGGGUGGGAUACAAAGAACUACAGGUAUGAUUUCUAUCAUUGCAAAAGGUGUUAUUUCAUUUGCAUUCAUUAG